AUGGAAGAGAUGAAUGAGUUUUUUAGUAAAUUGAAGGGUUCAGGUGAGUGUUUUUUGACAUUUGAGAGUACAAACGAUUGCCGUUCAGUUUUGGAACGGUUCCACAACAAGGAGUUCAAGCUGUACCAAUGUGAGGUGGAGCCUGAGAACAUUAUAUGGGAGAAUAUAGGUUACGAGAGUCAUGUAAACAGGAAAGUGUUUGGGAUUUCGAUGGUGACAAUAGCGAUUCUGAUGGCAUAUAUUGUGUUAUUUUUCGUACCCUAUGCAUUUUAUACUAUUACCUCACCUAUGACUCACAUUUUAGAGAUUCUGGUCCUGGGUCUGUUUGUGGAGUUUGGAAAUAUUCUAAUCUCACUGAUUCUAAGGAACUUGAUUGACAAGGCGGGGAUCAUAAACCGAGAAGUGGUUGACAGUUACUUGAUGUUUUGCAAGUAUUUCAUCAGGCUGAUUAACCUAUUUCUCAACGUUGGGUUAUCCCAUUUCAUUAAUUAUGGAGGCAGGAGUAAGGCAUUAUCAUUUUUGGAGCAUAACCCAUAUCUGGAAUCACCUUCAUUUAAGGUAGGAGAGGAAGUAUCAUUUAGCUUGAGCUUUAGUAUUUAUGUUGUCAACGUAUUCGUGUUGAUUCCAAACGCACUUUUCCUUCUGGAACACUAUAUAAUACCCAUUGUUAACUCGUUUCUCGUUUUAACUCUUGAUUUCGAACCUAAAAGAGCAACCAGACUAAUGCAAUACUCGACGUUUAGUCUCUUCAGCUAUUACUCAGACGACAUGUCAAACCUCACCUGCUGUCUUUUACUAUUCUUUUUAAUAAAGGACCAGAAACAAGGUUCACUUGUCUUCCUCUCACUCCUAGUAUCUUAUAUACUCAAUUACGCCAAGUCUCAGUUCAUACUUCUCAGACGCAGUUCCAGGAAACUCUAUUCCACUUGGAGGUUAUCAUAUUUCACCUAUAUCAUGUGGGCCUUUCCCACCUUACUUUUGGCAGUUUGUCCCAGGUAUUGGGACUGGCGAGGCGGAGAGGGUACCAUCAUUUCAAUUUUUAUCAACGCAGUCCUUCACAUUGUAUUAUACACCUUUAUCAUUCACAUUGUUUUCUCCAAAACCUCCACACUCGACACUGAAAUCACUCUCUCGGAAGUCCUCGAGGACAAUUUCUUUAACGGAUUUGAAAUGGAACUUGACUACAAGGCACAUAACCCAGUAUACAAAUUUAAAAAAUUCGCCUCUCAAUAUAAUUUUUUCUAA
Molecule: messenger RNA, 1245 nt
Organism: Theileria annulata
Lineage: Eukaryota; Apicomplexa; Aconoidasida; Piroplasmida; Theileriidae
Exons: 1
Coding region: 1-1245 (414 amino acids)
Source: RefSeq, a predicted model, not a curated record